Molecule: messenger RNA, 1799 nt
Organism: Bactrocera neohumeralis
Lineage: Eukaryota; Metazoa; Arthropoda; Insecta; Diptera; Tephritidae
Gene: RIOK2
Exons: 6
Coding region: 81-1730 (549 amino acids)
Biological process (GO): protein phosphorylation; maturation of SSU-rRNA
Cellular component (GO): preribosome, small subunit precursor; nucleus; cytosol
Molecular function (GO): protein serine/threonine kinase activity; ATP binding
Source: RefSeq, a predicted model, not a curated record
UGUUUGCCUUUUGAUGCAACGUGUUUGGUAGUAUUUUGUAAAAAUUUGUAUAUUGUUUUAAUUUUUCAUAAAAUCUUAUAAUGGGAAAGCUCGAUGUUACCGUGUUACGAUAUUUAACCAAGGAAGAUUUUCGUGUGCUUACAGCGAUCGAAAUGGGAAUGAAGAAUCAUGAGCUUGUACCUGGACAAUUAGCUGCAUCUAUUGCUAAUUUAAAGGCUGGCGGCGUCCAUAAAUUACUGAGGGAGCUAUGUAAACAUAAACUGGUUUCAUACGAACGUGGAAAAAAAUAUGAUGGAUAUCGCCUAACAAACACGGGGUAUGACUAUUUGGCUUUGAAAUCUCUUACGUUGCGCGGUUCUGUAUCGUCAUUUGGUAACCAAAUAGGUGUGGGCAAGGAAUCAAAUAUAUACGUGGUUGCUGACGAAGACGGUAAAUCUAUAUGCUUAAAGCUUCAUCGACUAGGUAGGACCUGUUUCAGAAAUAUUAAAUCAAAGCGAGAUUAUCAUGGUCGUCGACACAAAGCCUCGUGGCUAUAUUUAUCACGUAUAUCGGCAACUAGAGAAUUUGCUUAUAUGAGUGCCUUGCACGAUCGUGGGUUCCCAGUGCCUAAACCAAUAGACUUCAAUCGACAUUGCGUGUUAAUGGAGCUUGUCAACGGAUGGCCAAUGACACAGGUUCAAGAAUUAACAGAUGUUGAACAAGUUUAUGAUGAUCUUAUGAAUUUAAUCGUUCGUCUUGGUAAUGCUGGGGUUAUCCAUGGGGACUUCAAUGAAUUCAAUUUAAUGCUCACAGACGAUGGAACGCCAAUUUUAAUUGAUUUUCCACAAAUGAUGUCAACCUCACAUGAAAAUGCUGAAUUUUUCUUCGAUCGGGAUGUGAAUUGCGUCCGCGAAAUGUUCCGUAGAAAAUUUGGUUACGAAAGUGUAGACUUUCCUAAGUUUGCAGACUUAAAACGCGAAGACAACUUGGAUGCAGAAGUACAUUGCACAGGUUACGGUGUUACCAAGGAAAUGGAGAGAGACAUUUUGCAGGAAUAUGGCAUGAUCCCCGAGGACGCCGAUGAAACAAUUCUUGAAAGCGAUGAUUCUGAGCUGGAAGAAACGCCAGUUGAUAAUUAUCCCAAGGAUACUCUUAAAGAGUAUCGUCUUCAGCUUCAAAACGAAGUGAAUUUCAGCGAAAUGAAAAACACGCAGAAAACCGACGAUUCUAUACGACGUUAUAUUGAAUCAUGCUCGCAAUAUCUGGCGAAUAUAGAUCUAGAUCCAUUAUCCGAACUGACAAAUGAGCCCUCCCAAAUAAUGCUCACUAACUCAAACGAAGGUAAAACCAACAACAUUCAUCCAAGCCAAAAUUUAGCUGAAGUUUUAAAAGAUAACGGAUCUAAUGUGUGUGUCAACGCUAAUGAUUCAGAUGCUGCAUCAAUGAGUUCUAAUGAUUUGGAAACCGAUAACGUUCCCGAACUGCACGACAUGGAUCCAAAUUCCCGAAUGUAUCGUUUAAAAUUGGUGGAAAAGCUUUUGAAUGAUACACGCAGUCAGCGAUCUUAUUCAACCACUGCUAGUACUAUAGCGCCAUCAGUUAUAACUGAUCGUAUUCGAAAAAAUAUGGGCGCAAAAGAAAAACGUGAAAUGCGUAAGCAUUGUGUGGCGAAAGGCGAGGCCAGUGCAGUGCACAGGCAUCGCAAAGAAAAUAAGGAUGUGGUUAAAGAGUAUGCUGGAUGGGACUUUUGAAGAGCUUCCAUUUUGUAUUUCCAAACGAAUGAGUGAUAAAUAAACGAACUAACGAAAUUAAAAAAAACA